Dendroctonus ponderosae (mountain pine beetle) is the source of this 672-nucleotide messenger RNA. Its product is annotated as glycine-rich RNA-binding protein 3, mitochondrial. NCBI's taxonomy places the organism in Eukaryota, Metazoa, Arthropoda, Insecta, Coleoptera, Curculionidae. Bases 54 to 563 code for a protein of 169 amino acids. The record is from RefSeq and is a predicted model, not a curated record. The transcript has 5 exons.
UCAGCCGAUUCCAGUGUGGAAGCAUUGUGGUGCGGUCAAAAGAACAAACAACAAUGUAUACAGUCACUAAAACCCUUUUGGCCCUUGCGGUCCUUGUGUGCGUCUCCGCAGCAUCUCACGUUUCAGAUGGGCAGGAGGACAGUCCUCGUUUCCUUUUCGGAGGCGGAUAUGGGCGUAACUACGGCAGCUACUCCAACGGAUAUGGAAGAUACAACGGAGGAUAUGGAGGAAGCGGCCUCCAGUAUGGAAAUGGAGGAUAUGGAGGAAUCGGCCUUCAGUAUGGAAAUGGAGGAUAUGGAGGAUUAGGGCGAUAUGGUGGUGGAUAUGGACUGUCUGGUGGAUAUGGAGGAUAUGGAAGCUAUGGAGGCCUAGGAUCAUUGGCAAGAUUGGGAGGACUAGGAGGCUAUGGAGGCUACGGCGGAAAUAGUGUCUAUGGACUUAACCGCCCGUACAGGAUCGGAUAUCAACUGAGAGGUGGCGACAUCAAGGAAGCAGUGGAAGGAGACAACAAUCAGCUGGCCGAACCAGAAAAAGAGCAACACCAGCGGGUGAGCGGCUACUGAACAGCAGAGGCGUAGAUUCGGGCUCAACAACCACAAUCCUUAGUAGAUUAGGACAAACAUGUCAAACCUGCUGAUUUCAACUAAUAAAUGAGUAUUUAAAUGCAUUAAA